Molecule: messenger RNA, 573 nt
Organism: Schizophyllum commune H4-8
Lineage: Eukaryota; Fungi; Basidiomycota; Agaricomycetes; Agaricales; Schizophyllaceae
Exons: 3
Coding region: 1-573 (190 amino acids)
Source: RefSeq, a predicted model, not a curated record
AUGUCUUCCACAACCUUUCUGACGGCGUCCAUGCUGGGCACAUGUCUCUUCCUCGAUUGCGAUUGCGAGUCCUUCCUGGACUUCUCCGAGGAUAUGGGUGCUAUUCCGAAGAAUCGCAAGUGCGGAUACUGCAGCCAUAUGGCAGUCUACCACCGCAAGCGGGAUGGACUAGGACGACAGCAACAACAGCAAGGCGGGAGCACCACCGAAAGAUCCUCUACCACUUCUGCUGCUCCACAACCACAGGCGCAAGACCCCAAGUCCUCUACCUCAUCUGCUCAAGAGGGCCGUGCAAGCGCAACCGCGGUGAGCAUGAGACAGGCACGAGCAGGUCAGAAGCCUAGUACCCCGGAAGCAUUCUUUCAUGCAGCAAAGAGGCGCUCCGAGCGCGAGUCUGCUAAGUCCACAUCGGCGAGCCAUACAGCCACUCCUUCCUUUGCACCACCGCCCGCACCAGUGCAAUCGCCAUCACCACCGCCAGUGACAACGCCGCAGCCGCCACAGCCUACACCGACAGCCAAUGCGCCACAAUCAGCCCCUACGCCAGAACCAGGAACUCCACGCUUCAACUAG